AUUUAAAAAUUAAUUCAUACUUCAUAGUUCAUAGCUUUAAUUAUUGAUUUUGAUUUGGUGUAUCAUGUCUAUUAAUUUUUACACAAAUAACGUUUGUUUAUUAGGCAUUAAAAAUAUAUUCAAGUUUCAAUUACAUUCAAAAUGUAUUCAUAGGUCUGUUGUUGCUAGAAAAAUCACACCUCAAGAAGUGACAGCGAUUUUAAGCUCUAAAGAACAUAUUUAUGAAUUUGAACAGAAUUUGGGAUCUGUUAAAGCAUAUGAAACAAAUCAACUGGAAUCAAAUGCUCCAAUUGAAGAUGCUCGUGCUGAAGCAAAAUGUCUUUUAACAUCUGGUAUGUUGUUUGGAGUUUUUGAUGGACAUGGUGGCGCAAGUUGUUCACAUGUAAUUACCAAACGUUUGUUUGAUUACAUUUGUGUAAGUCUGUUACCCAAGCCAUUACUUUUAGAAUAUCUAGAAUCUGGCAAUCAGCUUGUUGAAAUGCGUAAUGAGACAUUUGAUUUAGUUGCUGAAUUAAAAAGCUUAUAUGCCCAAAGUUUAAAAUCAUAUGUACUUAAAUUAAUAAAUGAACGCCAAGAACAUCAGUUUAAAAUGAAAGAUGCAUUAGAAAAAGCAUUUUUGCAACUUGAUGAAGAUAUUAUGUCUGAAGCAAGAUUAAAUAUCAAUAGUGAAGUAGAUAAUUUAACAUUAAAUGUUGGAUUGUCUGGAUCUGUAGCAUGUGUUGCUCAUAUUGACGGCCCUCAUUUACAUGUUGCUUCAACUGGAGAUUGUUUGGCAGUAGUUGGAGUAUAUACUGACGAUGAUACAUGGAUAGCUAAGGUCAUGGUUGAAGAACAUAAUACUGAUAAUUUAAACGAACUACAUAGAGUGAUUUCUGAACAUCCUUCAAAUGAAAAAGAUACGGUUAUAAAAUAUGAAAGGCUUCUUGGUCAGCUAGCGCCAUUAAGAGCUUUUGGAGAUUUAAGAUAUAAAUGGUCAAGAGAAAUGUUAUUAGAACACAUUGUUCCUAAAUUGGGUGAAAAUGCAAUACCACCUUUUUACUACACACCUCCGUAUUUGACCGCUAAACCUCAAGUUGCUCAUCAUCAUCUUCAACCUAGAGAUAAAUUUCUGAUACUUGCUACAGAUGGUUUAUGGGAUUUUAUGUCUCCGUUACAAGUUGUUCGUUUGGUCGGAGAACACAUGAGUGGAAAAGUUACACUGACACCACUUAAGUUGCCAAGAAAAAAUAUGAAAUUAAGUGAAAUAAAUAAUUUACUUUUACAAAGACGAGACAGUUUAAAACGAAAACCAGUUGAUGCAAAUGCAUGUACACAUUUAAUACGUAAUGCAUUAGGGGGUUCAGAGUAUGGUGUUGAGCAUGCUAAAUUAUCUCAAUUACUAAAUUUACCUAAAAAUAUUUCUAGAUCAUUUAGAGAUGAUAUAACUAUAACCAUUGUUUAUUUUAAUACUGAAUACUUAAGACAUCCUCAAGCUUAAAAUAGUUAAUUUGUUUUCAAAUUUAAAAUGUAUGUCUAAUGAUAUAGUGUGAUA
Molecule: messenger RNA, 1531 nt
Organism: Rhopalosiphum maidis (corn leaf aphid)
Lineage: Eukaryota; Metazoa; Arthropoda; Insecta; Hemiptera; Aphididae
Gene: Pdp
Product: pyruvate dehydrogenase [acetyl-transferring]-phosphatase 1, mitochondrial
Exons: 6
Coding region: 65-1477 (470 amino acids)
Biological process (GO): protein dephosphorylation
Molecular function (GO): protein serine/threonine phosphatase activity; cation binding
Source: RefSeq, a predicted model, not a curated record